AUGUAUUUCUAUCCUAAGAUCAGUUAUGGCUCUUUUCCAGUAAUAAAUGACAAAACCAAAGAUUUCUUCCAUCAGAUGUUUCCAAAUGUGACCCAUCACUAUAUGGGCAUUCUUGAAUUACUCCUGCAUUUCAAGUGGAGCUGGAUUGGUGUGAUUGCUUCAAAUGGUGACAACGCAGAUUUACUUGUGCAGGAUAUACUUCCCAUCUAUUCCCAAAAGGGUAUCUGUGUAGACUUCUUAGAAAAAUUACCCCAAAUAUAUUUUUCAAGUCAUAUUGCUGAAAAAUCAAUCAAAUGGUUUGAGACUUCACGUAUGGUCACAGGAAGUACUGCCAAUACUGUUAUUAUACAAGAGGAGAGAGAUAAGGAGAUCUGCACUGGGGAGGAAAAGCUGGAGAUUCUGCCUGGGACCGUGUUUGACACAAGUAUGUCUGGUCACAUUUAUAGCAUCUAUAAUGCAGUUUAUAUUAUGGCAUAUGCUUUGCAUGCAGAAACUUCAUCCAAGUCAAAACGAAGAGCAAAGAUGAAAGAAAUAAGACAAAAAGGACCACAUGAACAGCCAUGGCAAUUUAGCUCCAUAAAUUUUUGAGAAAUACUUUCUUUAAAAA
Messenger RNA from Notechis scutatus (mainland tiger snake), 607 nucleotides. Lineage: Eukaryota; Metazoa; Chordata; Lepidosauria; Squamata; Elapidae. The record is from RefSeq and is a predicted model, not a curated record.